GAUUAUGUUGAUAAAUUAAAUUGCCUCCACCUUAAAUUUUAAAUUAAGAGUGUCAAUUACCCUUAGUAACAAGAUUAAUUCAACUAAUUAAUCUCUAAAACAAUCAGAUAAUCUGAUAAUCCAAAUGGUUGUUGAUUGUCCUUCUCAAAUUUUUUUUUCUUCAUACUUUUGUUGAUUGUUGUCUUACAAUCAAUUGAUUGCAGCUAAUUUGGUCUCUUUCUUUACCUGUCUGUCUGUGUUUACCAUGUUAAUCCAGUUUAAUUCUCAAUGUGAAUCAAAUCUGAUUAGAUUAAUAAUCUACUUUCUUGUUAUGAAACUGUUACCAUUGUUAUCGGUUAUUGUUUAUCAAACCUAAACACAGAAAGAGAGAGAAAAUUUUUCAAUUCAAUUUGUCUUGAUUGUUUGCAGUUAAUUAAAUCAAUUAAUCAAUUAUACUCAGACUGAUUUUCCUCCACUUCUCAAGGGUAAUUCUAAUUGUUGAUAAUCAUCAUCGAUAAUCUUCUGGUACACAAGCCAAUCUACUUGUCAUUUAAUGUUGAAUAUUCAUCAACUUUUUCUCAAUCACUAAUCGUUUACAUGGUAACAUGGUCUCUCUAACCCUAUCAAAGUUAUUUACUCGGGGUCUUUCCAAUCUAAGGCUUUAUCCAGCAUCGGUUAAGGUUGUCGAGGUUGGACCAAGGGAUGGAUUACAAAAUGAGAAGACAAUUAUUGACACUUCGAUUAAGGUUGAAUUGAUUAACAGAUUAAAUCAAUGUGGAUUAAAGGUCAUUGAGGUUACAUCAUUUGUCUCACCUAAAUGGGUUCCACAAAUGUCCGAUAAUAAGCAAGUCUAUGGGCAGAUUACCAAGAGAAAUGAUGUUAGUUAUCCGGUUCUGGUUCCAAAUUUAAAUGGCCUGAAAGAUGCAAUUAACUCUGGUGUUAAGGAAAUUGCUCUUUUCAUGGCAGCUACUGAAUCUUUUUCAAAGAAAAACACCAAUUGUACAAUAGAGGAAAGUUUCAUUCGUAUUGAAGAGAUCAUGAAAUUGGCUCUGAAAGAAGGUCUCAAUGUUAGAGGGUAUAUUUCAUGUGUUAUCGGUUGUCCAUAUGAAGGUCCAGUUGACCCUGAAAAGGUGACUCAACUUUCCAAACGAUUAUAUGAACUUGGAUGUUAUGAAAUUUCACUUGGUGACACAAUCGGAAUCGGAAAUCCAGGAACUUUUGAGAAACUAUUGGAUAAAAUUACUCGACAAAUACCAAUUGAUUGUAUUGCCGUUCAUUGUCAUGACACUUAUGGAAUGGCUUUGGCCAAUAUUUAUGCUGCUCUACAAUUUGGCAUAUCUACUUUUGAUUCAUCUAUUUCUGGUCUUGGUGGUUGUCCCUAUGCCCCCGGGGCAACUGGAAAUGUAGCAACUGAAGAUUUGGUUUACAUGCUCCAUGGUAUGGGAAUUGAAACCGGAAUUAAUUUUGAUGAUUUAAUGAAAACAAGCUCAUUCAUUAGCUCAACACUUAAUCGUCAACCCGCUUCUCGAGUGUUUAAAGCUUUAAAUGUCAAAGAGAAAGUCAACUAAAUUAGUUAAUUACAAUUAACAUCCUGGAUUCUGAAAAAAAUUUGUGCCUUCUCACAAUCAAUCAAUUAGAUAUUCAACCAAUAAUUGAUAUUUUUAGUCUUAAUUGUAAAAUUGAUUAGCAGAAAUAUAAAAAUUUUCUCAUUUCAA
This is a messenger RNA of Panonychus citri (citrus red mite), 1694 nucleotides long. Its product is annotated as hydroxymethylglutaryl-CoA lyase, mitochondrial-like. Gene Ontology annotation, molecular function: hydroxymethylglutaryl-CoA lyase activity. Gene Ontology annotation, biological process: ketone body biosynthetic process; L-leucine catabolic process. The transcript is spliced from 4 exons. NCBI's taxonomy places the organism in Eukaryota, Metazoa, Arthropoda, Arachnida, Trombidiformes, Tetranychidae. The record is from RefSeq and is a predicted model, not a curated record. The coding region runs from base 585 to 1547 and encodes 320 amino acids.